Elaeis guineensis (African oil palm) is the source of this 939-nucleotide messenger RNA. Lineage: Eukaryota; Viridiplantae; Streptophyta; Magnoliopsida; Arecales; Arecaceae. The record is from RefSeq and is a predicted model, not a curated record.
AUGCCUACUGUUUGCACCGAGCAGCAUCAGCAGCAGCUACUCUACUAUGGAAAAAGCGCUCUGCUUGAUCUUGAUGCCCCUCCAAGAAAGCUCCUCCAUCGCCCUGGCCUCACCAUUUACGUCCCCGACGAUGACCAAGACAGAGAAUCGAAGCAGGAGUUAGACGAAGAGCAAGAAGGCGAGGAAGAACAAGAAGAAGAAGUGGAUACUUACUCAUGCGACGAUUUCCGAAUGCACGAGUUCAAGGUGCGUAGGUGCAUGCGGGGGCGGAGACCGAACUUCCGGCGGUCGGGGGCGUGCCCCCGCAGGGAUGCCUGCGAGUGGGCGCAUGGGGUGUCCGAGUGCUGGCUCCACCCCGCCCGCUACCGCACCAUGCCCUGCAAGGACAGCCGCCGCUGCCGCCGCAAGGUCUGCUUCUUCGCCCACUCCCCUCGCCAGUUCCGCCUCCUCCCCUCCCUCGCCACGGCCAACGCCACCACUCCCAUCCCCUCCCCUGGUUCGCUUCGCAAGCCCUCAAGUUGUGCCAUUUGGCCCACCGCCUCGUCACCAACUUCGACGCUCAGGGGUUUCUCUCCACCUCUAUUUCCACCGAUUCCCCCAUCUGGUAGACCGCUGCAGCCCUCUAGAUGUACUACUGCUGGCAAUAACAAUAACAAGAAUACUAUUACUGCUAGUAGUACUUACAAGGGGUGCGGAGUGUUGUUUUAUAGUGGAGUGAUGGGCUACGAUUCACUGUACGAGGAUCUGAUGAGUUCCUUGGAAGCGAUGGAGCGUUCUGGAGCUAUUGCUGCUGCUAUUGGGAUUAAUGGAAAUAGCGGUCGCUCCUCUUCGAGUUUCUCUACUUCGAGUUUUACCGGCCAGAUGGAGGAGAAGGAUUUGGUGGAGCGGCAGAGGAGCGACAGCAGUGGACUGGAUCAGGAAUGGUCGGUGGAGAGCUGA